AUGGCCGAGCGGGGCCGCCCCGGCCUGCCCGGGCCCGCGCCCGGUGCGCUCAACACUCCGGUGCCCAUGAACCUGUUCGCCACGGGGGAGGUAGACGGCUCCAGCCCCAGCUGCGUGCCCAGGUUGUGCAGCCUGACCCUGAAGAAGCUGGUGGUCUUCAAGGAGCUGGAGAAGGAGCUCAUCUCCGUGGUGAUUGCUGUCAAGAUGCAGGGCUCCAAGCGUGUCCUACGCUCUCACGAGAUUGUGCUGCCCCCCAGUGGACAAGUGGAGACCGACCUGGCGCUGACCUUCUCCCUGCAGUACCCUCACUUCCUGAAGAGAGAAGGCAACAAACUGCAGAUCAUGCUGCAACGGAGGAAGCGGUACAAGAACCGGACCAUCCUGGGCUACAAGACGCUGGCCGCCGGGUCCAUCAACAUGGCCGAGGUGAUGCAGCACCCCUCUGAGGGCGGCCAGGUGCUGAGCCUGUGCAGCAGCAGCAAGGAGGCCACCGGCCAUGUGGCCGAGAUCUCCAUCUUCUCCCUGUCCAGCCAGCCUGUUGACCACGAGGACAGUGGCCUGCAGGCUGGUCCCAAGACCAAGUCCACAGACAACUGCUCUGAGGACGAAGACGAGAGCUUCUCGUCGGAGCAGGAGGCCAGUGACGAUGCCAUCCAGGGCCAGCUGCACGAAGACGACUUCGAUGUGGGCAAGCCCCAGAAACAGCGGCGCUCGAUAGUAAGAACGACGUCCAUGACCAGGCAACAGAACUUCAAGCAGAAAGUCGUGGCCCUGCUGCGGAGAUUCAAGGUGUCCGAUGAGGUCCUAGACUCGGAGCAGGACCCAGCCGAGCAUGUCCCCGAGGUGGAAGAGGACCUGGACCUCCUCUACGACACGCUGGACAUGGAGAACCCCAGUGACAGUGGCCCCGACAUGGAGGAUGACGACAGCGUCCUCAGCACCCCAAAGCCAAAGCUCAGGCCAUACUUUGAGGGCCUGUCACACUCGAGUUCCCAGACGGAGAUUGGCAGCAUCCACAGCUCCCGGAGUCAGAGGGGGCCACCCAGUCCUGCGGAGGCUUCCGAGAAGAUGAGACCCCUCAGCAGCCGGCAGUCGAGUGAGAAUGUCCCCAACACAAUGGUGCAUAGCACCCCGAUGCGGGAACAGCCCAGGCCACCAGAGGACAGCCCGGAGGCAGAAGCCACCACGCAGGACGUGUUCACAGAAAGGCUCCCACCCAGCGGCAAAAUCACAAAAACGGAGUCUCUCAUCAUCCCCUCCACCCGGUCUGAGGGGAAGCAGGCUGGCCGCCGAGGCAGAAGCACGUCCCUGAAGGAGCGGCAGCCGGCCCGGCCACAGAGUGAGCGGGCCAACAGCCUGGACAAUGAGCGCUGCCCAGACACCAGGAGCCAGCUGCAGAUCCCCAGGAAGACCGUGUAUGACCAGCUCAACCACAUCCUCAUCUCUGAUGACCGGCUUCCGGAGAACAUCAUCCUGGUCAACACCUCGGACUGGCAGGGCCAGCUCCUCUCAGACAUGCUGCAGCGACACACGCUGCCUGUGGUCUGCACCUGCUCCUCGGCCGACGUCCAGGCUGCCUUCAGCACCAUUGUCUCUCGGAUACAAAGAUACUGCAACUGCAACUCCCAGCCCCCGGCGCCGGUGAAGAUCGCGGUGGCGGGGGCGCAGCAGUACCUCAGCGCCGUCCUGCGUCUCUUUGUGGAGCAACUGUCCCACAAGACCCCCGACUGGCUGGGCUAUAUGCGCUUCCUAGUCAUCCCUCUGGGCUCCCACCCCGUGGCUCGCUACCUGGGCUCCGUGGACUACCGCUACAAUAACUUCUUCCAGGACCUGGCCUGGAGAGAUCUCUUCAACAAGCUGGAGAGCCAUAGUGCAGUGCAGGAAACCCCAGACAUCGUGUCUCGUGUCACGCAGUACAUCGCCGGGGCCAACUGUGCCCACCAGCUGCCCAUUGCGGAGGCCAUGUUGACCUACCGGCAGAAGAGGAAAAGGAACCUCCACUUUGAUUUCACCCUGAGCCCUGACGAAGAGUCCUCCCAGAAGUUCAUCCCCUUUGUCGGGGUUGUCAAGGUUGGCAUCGUGGAGCCGUCCUCCACCACAUCAGGGGACUCUGACGAUGCAGCAGCCCCGUCCAGCUCCAGCGUGCUCUCUUCAACCCCGCCGUCCAUGUCUCCGGCUGCCAAGGAGGCCUCACCCACUCCACCCUCAUCCCCUGCUGUGAGCGGAGGCCUGUCUUCCCCCAGCCAGGGCGUCGGCGCGGAGCUGAUGGGAUUGCAGGUGGAUUACUGGACCACAGCGCCGGCGGCCGAGAGGAAGCGAGACGCCGAGAAGAGGGACCUGCCCACCGCCAAAAACACGCUCAAGUGCACUUUCCGGUCCCUCCAGGUCAGCAGGCUGCCUGGUGGCAGCGAGGCCACAGCCACACCCACCAUGUCCAUGACUGUAGUCACCAAGGAGAAGAACAAAAAGGUGAUGUUCCUGCCCAAGAAAACCAAGGACAAGGACGUGGAGUCCAAGAGCCAGUGCAUCGAGGGCAUCAGCCGCCUGAUCUGCACCGCCAAGCACCAGCAGAACAUGCUGCGCGUCCUCAUCGACGGGGUGGAGUGGAAUGAUGUCAAGUUCUUCCAGCUGGCAGCCCAGUGGUCAUCCCACGUCAAGCACUUCCCCAUCUGCAUCUUUGGACACUCCAAGCCUGCCUUCUAGCUCCAGCGGCCCUGAGGAUGGAGCCGUGGAAGCCACCAGAGAUCACACCCUGCCUGGCCAGGCCACCACUGGGCGUCCUGCACCUGUUAAGGCUGCGGUUCCCACAGAGAUGGCGCUUAAACAGAGGGGCUUCAGCCAAAUGCACUCGCACUGUGGAGACUAACAGCCCCACGCCCGGGGAGCUGAGUACUACUCUGCUUAUUAACCAGAAUGUUCGGGGCUGGGGGAGGG
Echinops telfairi (small Madagascar hedgehog) is the source of this 2934-nucleotide messenger RNA. It is a transcript of the gene PACS2, whose product is annotated as phosphofurin acidic cluster sorting protein 2. NCBI's taxonomy places the organism in Eukaryota, Metazoa, Chordata, Mammalia, Afrosoricida, Tenrecidae. The record is from RefSeq and is a predicted model, not a curated record. Gene Ontology annotation, biological process: protein localization to plasma membrane. The transcript is spliced from 25 exons. The coding region runs from base 1 to 2703 and encodes 900 amino acids. Gene Ontology annotation, molecular function: transmembrane transporter binding.